CAUCUCCACUUCGGCCUCGCGAUUGGAAGGGUCUUUUGAAAAGCCAUUGUCGCUUACCGUUACUGAAAAGCUUCAAUCGAGUCACGUAGGACGCAAUCAUGGUGCGACACUUUGGUAUUGUAGCCGCAUUGGCUGCAGGAGCUUGCGCAAUCACUCCAAAACAGGUGCUUCAGGCUCCGAGACGUGGUGCGCCUGUGCCAAAUCCCUCAGGCAAGGUUGCUUUGUUCUCGUACUCCCAGUACUCUUUCGAGGAGCAGUCUACAACGCGCGCUUGGCAACUGCUGAACCUCGAGACUGGCGAGAUUACAGACUCUGGUCUGAACUCCAGUGAAGUAAGCGAAGCUGUGUGGAUCCCAGGCACAGAAACUGGAGUGCUUUACAUCAACGGAACCAACGAGGAGAUACCAGGCGGUGUCACGCUUUGGAUUGCCGACAUCGCGAAGCCUUCGGAGCGGAAAAUCGUGGCUUCGCUUGAGGCGCCCUUCUCAGGUCUUAAAGUUGCCAACACAUCAUCUGGAGACUUGCGCUUCUUGGUCAACUCGCUCGCGUAUCCAAACGGAACAGCUUACAACGAGGAGCUUGCACCGAAGCCGCGACAUACUGGUCGUCUCUACAACGAUAUCUACCCUCGCCACUGGGACCACUGGCUGACCAAGCAGCGCUACGCUGUAUUUAGUGGAACUUUGCUCAAGGCCUCAGGAUAUGGCCUUGAAGACCACAAAGUGCGAAAUCUUCUUCAAGACAUUCCAUUCAACGUUACCAAACCAGAGAGCCCUGUCCAGCCUUUCGGUGGAAGCGGUGACUACGACAUCAGCCCCGAUGGCUCCAUCUAUGCCCUCUUGACCAAAGCCCCUCACCUCAACAAGGCCAACUUCACAGCGAGCUACAUCUACGUCGGUGCAUUUGAGGGGUCUGCUGCGCCCCAAGCUCUCAACGGCCCAGGCUCCGAGGCUUAUGAAGCCGGUCACCAAGGCGCGUCUGGCGCUCCUACGUUCUCUCCAAAUAGUAAGAAGCUCGCAUACUACCAGCAAGAUGGAGAAUACUAUGAAUCCGACAGAGUGAAGCUCUACGUGGUCGACAUCAAUCAGGGUGGUUACAACACUGGCAAUGGAAGCACGGUUUCGACUAGCGGUUGGAAAGGAUUGGCUCCUGACUGGGACCGAUCAGCAGGGUCAAUUGCCUGGGCCCCUGACAGCAAGUCGGUCUACACGACUGCAGAGGACUACGCGAGGACACGCGCAUUCCUCAUCCCGUUGGAUAGUGACGCCGACUUCAAGCCCAAGAACCUGACUUCCGUAACUUCCGUGACUGGUCUUGCGGUGCUUCCCGAUUCCUCGCUUCUCAUCGCCGCCAACGCCAUCUGGACGUCGGCCGACUUUUACAGACUUUCUACGGACGGCACUCAGAAGACCCUCUUCUCGGCAUUGGAGAUCGAUGAGGAUUUGGCUGGUCUUGGACCCCACACGCUCGAGGAGUUCUUCUACAAUGGGUCUCUCCCGAACUUUGAUCAACAGCUGCAUGCUCUCGUUGUCAAGCCGAGCAACUUCACUGAGGGCGACAAGUACCCGCUUGCAUACAUUAUCCACGGCGGACCGCAAGGUUCGAAUGCUAAUGCAUGGUCCACACGAUGGAAUUUUCAGAUUUGGGCCGAUCAGGGUUACGUCGUGGUAGCUCCCAACCCAACCGGUAGCACGGGCUUCGGCCAGGAAUUGACCGAUAGCAUCGCCGGCGAGUGGGGCAGCUACCCUUACGAGGAUGUAGUGCUCGGGUGGGAGUACGUUCGGGACAACCUUUCUUCGUUCAUCGACACUAAGAACGGCAUUGUCGCUGGUGCAAGCUAUGGAGGGUUCAUGACCAACUGGAUCCAGGGCCAUGAUCUUGGACGUGAGUUCAAGGCCAUUGUCACGCACGACGGUAUCUCGAACACUGAGUCCGCGUUCACGACCGAGGAACUGUGGUUCAUGAGACAUGACUAUCUGGGACCCAUCUGGGCUGAGAACACAACUUACUCCAAGUUCAACCCUCAGGACCACGUUGCCAACUUUAGCACACCUCAGUUUGUCGUCCACAACACGCUCGACUAUCGCUUGCCCGAAAGCGACGGCCUCUCGCUGUUCAACAUCCUGCAGACAAAGGGUAUUCCAUCGCGCUUCCUCAACUUCCCGGAUGAGAACCACCACGUCCUUGAUCCUGAGAACUCUCUCUUCUGGAAUACUGAGAUCUUCAACUGGAUCAAUCACUGGUCCAAGGGUCACGAACUCGAUGGCAACGCGAUCGGUCAGUAGACGACGGUAUUAUCUAAGCUAGAUGUGACCAAACCUCAAUCGGCGCCAUGGGUGCCCAGUGCCAUAUAAUGUUAAUGUUUUUAAAUGUCAACAGACCAUCUCCAAAGUGUCGUUCCGUCAUUCAAGAAGACG
This is a messenger RNA of Paraphaeosphaeria sporulosa, 2417 nucleotides long. RefSeq lists its product as uncharacterized. Bases 99 to 2285 code for a protein of 728 amino acids. The record is from RefSeq and is a predicted model, not a curated record. Gene Ontology annotation, biological process: proteolysis. NCBI's taxonomy places the organism in Eukaryota, Fungi, Ascomycota, Dothideomycetes, Pleosporales, Didymosphaeriaceae. The transcript is spliced from 3 exons. Gene Ontology annotation, molecular function: serine-type endopeptidase activity.